This is a messenger RNA of Hyaloscypha bicolor E, 2148 nucleotides long. RefSeq names its product fatty acid elongase-like protein. Gene Ontology annotation, biological process: fatty acid elongation, polyunsaturated fatty acid; very long-chain fatty acid biosynthetic process; sphingolipid biosynthetic process. The transcript is spliced from 2 exons. NCBI's taxonomy places the organism in Eukaryota, Fungi, Ascomycota, Leotiomycetes, Helotiales, Hyaloscyphaceae. The record is from RefSeq and is a predicted model, not a curated record. Bases 492 to 1931 code for a protein of 479 amino acids. Gene Ontology annotation, molecular function: fatty acid elongase activity. Gene Ontology annotation, cellular component: endoplasmic reticulum membrane.
GCCUCACACAGCUUUCUGCCCCCCCCCCAAUUCGAAAACUGUUUCUGCCUUCCAACUUCCAAGAAACAUUUAGUGCGUCUGAAUUGCUGCACAUGUCAACCUCGUUCCUCUUCUCUCUGAAGCUGCCUCGGUAGAGUUGCCAUUCACUUGCUAUCCUAGUAUCCUGCGUCCUUGUUCUCUUAGUUGUGGGAACUUAGCCCGCCGUGCAUGGGACAAACUAAAGCCCGAGUAGAAAAGGCCCGUUGAUACCCUCUUUCCUCCUUCAACAGCUUCACUUACUCGCAGAAGCGGCCGGCCUUCGUCCUCAGCACCUUCAUUCCCAUUUUCGACGUAAACCUUGACGAUUGAGACAGGAUAUCUCUCCCCGUCCGAAGUCGCGUGCCCCAGUUCCGCUUUGGGAUCCUGCGGCAAACUUGGUACAUCUCGUUUCGAACUUCUUCGACCAUCGACCUCAACAUCAGAUUUGACCACCAGCUCAAGCGCUGAGCAAGAUGUCUUCUGCCACCGUCCAAUUCUCCUUGCCCGACUCCUCCAUUUUUCAAUUCCCACCUAGCAACGAACCGGAAACUCUACCGCCGCCGAUUCCAGGCUCCACUCUGUCUGCCCCACCAUUCUCGAUAUCUGCCUCCGUCUACAAUGGAGCUCUCGACGCCAGGGUCCCUAUCACGAUUGCGUGUGUUUACGCGGCUACAGUGACGGCAUUGAAUGCAUAUAAUCGAAAGUACGGGAAUAAGCCAUGGAAAAUUAGCAAGACGAAGUCUUUCUUCUGGUUUGUGGUGGCUCAUAAUGUGUUCUUGGCCGUAUAUUCUGGGUGGACAUUUGUGGGUAUGCUGCGGGCUCUUCAAAAGUCGGUUUCAAACCCUAUGGGGCCCGCAGGACUGCCAGGAACAGUGGACAGCUUGUGCAAAGUGCAUGGGAUUUCAGGGCUUGGAAAUGCGGUCGCAUAUAAUGGAACGGCCUCGCAAUGGGUUUCUGAAUCCCCCUCAGUUUUGUUGAGCAGUGCGGGAACCCCAGAUCCUACCGAUCUGGGACGAUUAUGGAAUGAGGGUUUGGCUUUUUACGGCUGGUUCUUUUACCUGAGCAAGUUCUACGAGGUUCUCGAUACCGCGAUUAUCAUUGCCAAGGGGAAGAGAAGUUCGACGCUGCAGACAUAUCAUCACGCUGGGGCAAUGAUGUGCAUGUGGUCUGGAAUUCGAUAUAUGUCUCCACCUAUCUGGAUGUUUGUCUUCGUCAACUCGGGAAUUCAUGCACUGAUGUACACCUACUACACCUUGACUGCAUUUUCCGUCCCAAUUCCCCAGUCUUUAAAGAGGAGCCUUACCACCAUGCAAAUCAUCCAAUUCCUCGUUGGAGCUUCCUAUGCAGCUCUCCACUCUUUCGUCUCCUACACCAUUCCAGUUCAAGUCCCGGAUCUUACAGCUUCAGCACAAUAUACUGCCUCAGCUGCCGUCUCAUCUGUUGCUGCCGUUGCCAGCUCAGCAGGUUUUGGUGAACUGGUGAAGAAAUUUUUGUUCCGAGCAGCAGGUGAAGGCCUUGCCGAGAACGUCAACGGGGGGCACUCAAUAGGACAAGGGGCAAAGGGCUCAUCCGGUGCUAUCCAAUACCGUACUGAAUACCAGACAGUCCAAUGUAUUGAUACCAGCGGCCAAACCUUCGCCAUCUGGUUCAACGUCUUCUACCUGACCCCUCUGACGGCAUUGUUCGUUAGAUUUUUCGUCAAAAGCUACCUCCGAAGAACCCAAAAAGGAGCAAAGGGUCACACAACGAAGCAUGGAGCAGCUGAGAAGGCUGGCAAGGAUGCCCUGAAGGGUAUGGAGAGAGAAAUCUACAUGAACGGAAAUACGAACGGCCACGCAAACGGAAAGGCAAACGGCCAUGCUAACGGAAAGGCAAACGGCCAUACUAACGGAAAGGCUAACGGAAAGCAUUAGACAACAGUAGAGAAAGAAUAUGACUGAUGAAGAGAGGUUGCGGAAGAGUGGAUUGUCAUUUUGUGGUGUUAUUAGCGCAGCAUCCAGGCGUUUACACGGCCUCGUCUUUUAGAAGGGUUUUGCAAAAGUCGAAAAGAUACUGUACAAUAGAGUGCUUACACAUAUAAUGUACAUUUUGAGCACAUGGUAUGGAAUACGUGCCAUUCGUAAUCGCCCC